AUGGAAGAGCUCGGCCAACUUUUCAACGGGGUCUUUGGUUAUGCUAUAUGGCCAUACAGGAUUCCUUCCUUGGAUUCUCAACGAGCGUUGGGCGUCUGUGUAGCAGAGUUUGUAAAGUCGUUCGGGGGAGACGACAAGCUGAUCAUUGUCUAUUACGGGGGCCAUGGUGGCUUGAAUGUGACUUCAAAGAGUCCCUGUACCUGGGCAGCGUAAGUCGUUGGCCUAAGAGAUCACACUCCCAAAAUAUCUGACACUUGGCCUACAGACUGGUUCAAGGAGGGCCCACAGUGUACAGGUCUAUUAUUCAGCCUCUUUUAUUUGGUGCUGGUUGCGAUGUUGCAAUCUUCCUGGACUGCUGCUUUGCCGGACAGGCUGCCCGAUCCCACACUUCUCAUAGCAUCGAAUUUCUUGCUGCAACCGACAAAGACCAAAUGACACCAAGCGGCAGCAAAACUUGGCCAUCCUUUACCAAAGUUCUCAUGCACGAGAUGGAGAAAAUGACGAGGGAAGGGUUUUAUAUUACUCUCCCCGAGCUGGCGCGGCGGCUGGUUGCUGCUGACUCUGGACUCCGACGCCAACCAUUCUAUGUCCCUCUGGGUGGAAGCAACUCCGUGGGAUCUAUCACGCUGUCGAAGCUACAAAGACCGACAGAAACCUCGAAUAGUGAAGACCAGAUACUGUCUGCAGCAUCGCUUUCUAUUCGACUAUCUCUUUUCAGCCAACUUGAUUUGGGAACUGCGGAGGCACUUAUCAAAUGGAUGACAAGGGAUUCGCCUUCCCAUAUCUCCAACAUACAGCUAGCUGACCAGGUCUUGACUGAUGCCACGGGGGCCAACGCCCUUGGCCUCGAACUUAUAAAUCAGCGGCCCCAGGACGGUAAUAUGUUGCCAUAUCUGAGCAAGGAGGGUCAACUUGAGGCCGCAAGGCUUUUGCACGCUCUCAAAACCGCCCUGUCACACCCCAGCUCCCCGCAACUAACAGACGUUGAGGCAACGAGUAUUCUUAGUAACGUCCGACAGAAGUCUCUCAACUUGAUGGAUUUCAUUUCUGACUCCCUCUCAAAUUUUGGAAAGUGGUCAGCUUGAUAAGAUGAGGUCGAAUACUACUUGCGAGACAGAAUCCUUGAAGGACCGGAUUGCGAUGCGUCUGAACUUACUUGGAGAGGACGUUCAAGCGAAUAACAUUCGAGUGAGCUUCGAGUCCCCUUCAAAGCAGGAUCAACGGCUUAGGGGAGGCAAAAAGAAUGGAGUGUCAGUUCUUGUCGAGUACUACUACCCUCAGAUUGAAGAUGAAAAGGCCUGGGCAGACCUUUCCCAGCAGGUUGCCAAAGUUUCAGCCCUGCAAUGCGAGCCGAAGGGUGAAAACUUUCGAAUUCUUCCAGGCCUUGGCUUCUUAUCGGAAUCGCUCAUUGUGCCAAGAUUUGGAUUCGUUUACAAGCUCCCGGAGAACAGACUUGGCUGCAAGUAUAUUUUUCUUUCUGACCUCCUUGACCAGGUGAAAGUGGUUCCACUGAAUAUCAGGGUACGAACCGCAUCGGCGUUGUGCGAGGCCGUGAUAAAUUUGCAUUCUGUUGGCUGGUAUCAUAAAGGCAUCAAAAGUGAGAACGUCAUAAUCUUCGAAUCAGCAGCGAGCUGCAACACCGAGUCAAAAGAUACAUAUGUCCGAUGGGACUUUGCAAAUCCUUACUUUGUCGGUUUUGACUGUUCUAGACCAGCAGAAGCUGAGACCAGAGGCACCGUCGACUUCUUGAUAAGAAGCAAUAUUUAUCGCCAUCCAGAGCGAUGGGGCAGAUCAAUGCGGUUUGAACGACAUCAUGAUCUCUAUGCACUGGUGAGGGAUCUUAACAGAAUGUCCUCUGAAUAAGCUGUAAAGGCGCUGACAAUCUUCUCAAUUUUAGGGCAUUCUACUUGUUGAGAUUGCUUGCUGGAAGACGCUUCCGAGUAUGGACAGCAAGCGAUCCAACUUUGACCACAUCCAGAAUCCCGAAAAGCUGAUGAGCUUCCUGCUUCGAGUGGCAGAUGAAAAGGUCUCCCAUGCCGCUGGAACAGAGUAUGCCGAAGGGCUCCGUAGUUGCCGGAACUCUAGGGAGUGGAAACAGUAUGAGAACUGGCAGUUCCAAAACCUAGUCCGGGAUAAAGUGUUGCGACCACUACGCGCACUUUCUGGUGAUCAUAUCUAG
Molecule: messenger RNA, 2179 nt
Organism: Hymenoscyphus albidus
Lineage: Eukaryota; Fungi; Ascomycota; Leotiomycetes; Helotiales; Helotiaceae
Source: the annotation of a GenBank genome assembly